AUGGAGCCCACAGUGAUAGAGCCCACAGUGAUGGAGCCCACAGUGAUAGAGCCCACAGUGAUGGAGCCCACAGUGAUGGAGCCCACAGUGAUAGAGCCCACAGUGAUGGAGCCCACAGUGAUAGAGCCCACAUUGAUGGAGCCCACAGUGAUGGAGCCCACAAUAAUAGAGCCCACAGUAAUAGAGCCCACAGUGAUGGAGCCCACAGUGAUAGAGCCCACAGUGAUGGAGCCCACAGUGAUGGAGCCCACAGUGAUAGAGCCCACAGUGAUGGAGCCCACAGUGAUAGAGCCCACAUUGAUGGAGCUCACAGUAAUAGAGCCCACAGUGAUGGAGCCCACAGUGAUAGAGCCCACAGUAAUAGAGCCCACAGUGAUGGAGCCCACAGUUAUAGAGCCCACAGUGAUGGAGCCCACAGUUAUAGAGCCCACAGUGAUAGAGCCCACAGUGAUAGAGCCCACAGUGAUAGAGCCCACAGUGAUGGAGCCCACAGUGAUAGAGCCCACAGUGAUAGAGCCCACAGUAAUAGAGCCCACAGUGAUGGAGCCCACAGUGAUGGAGCCCACAGUGAUAGAGCCCACAGUAAUAGAGCCCACAGUAAUAGAGCCCACAGUGAUGGAGCCCACAGUGAUAGAGCCCACAGUGAUGGAGCCCACAGUGAUAGAGCCCACAGUGAUGGAGCCCACAGUGAUAGAGCCCACAGUGAUAGAGCCCACAGUGAUAGAGCCCACAGUGAUAUAG
Molecule: messenger RNA, 741 nt
Organism: Pseudoliparis swirei
Lineage: Eukaryota; Metazoa; Chordata; Actinopteri; Perciformes; Liparidae
Exons: 1
Coding region: 1-741 (246 amino acids)
Cellular component (GO): keratin filament
Source: RefSeq, a predicted model, not a curated record